This is a messenger RNA of Archocentrus centrarchus (flier cichlid), 729 nucleotides long. Its product is annotated as high affinity immunoglobulin gamma Fc receptor I-like. The transcript is spliced from 6 exons. The record is from RefSeq and is a predicted model, not a curated record. Gene Ontology annotation, cellular component: external side of plasma membrane. Gene Ontology annotation, biological process: immune response; cell surface receptor signaling pathway. The coding region runs from base 10 to 729 and encodes 239 amino acids. NCBI's taxonomy places the organism in Eukaryota, Metazoa, Chordata, Actinopteri, Cichliformes, Cichlidae. Gene Ontology annotation, molecular function: transmembrane signaling receptor activity.
CAAGACAAUAUGGAGGUCAGAGCUCUGUGUAUGAGACUGUUGAUGAUCGUUAUGAUUCUGCUGGAUGGACAGGAUCAGAAAGCUGAUGCAGUUUCUCUGAGUAUCGCUCCAAACAGAUCGCAGUUCUUUGAAUAUGAAUCAGUAACAUUUUACUGUGAAGGAGUCGAUUAUUGUGAAAUUGUGCAUAAAUUCAAAGGGAAAUUAGAAUCAUGUAGCAAAACAGCAACAGGAUCAUCCUGCGACAUUAAAAAUGUUUAUGCAGGCGACAGUGGAGAGUACUGGAGUGAGACUGAAGGAGGGAAGAGAAGCAACAUCAUCAACAUCUCUGUCACUGCUGGUUCUGUGAUCCUGGAGGUUCCUGCUGCUCCUGUGAUCCUGGAAGAAACUGUGACUCUUCACUGCAGAAACAAAAUCGUUUCCUCCAACCUCACAGCUGAUUUCUAUAAAGAUGGACGUCACAUACAGAGAAGCUCCAAAGGAAACAUGAACAUCUACAGAGUUUCCAAGUCUGAUGAAGGACUUUACAAGUGCAGCAUCUCAGGAGCUGGAGAAUCACCAGAGAGCUGGCUGAAAGUCACAGAUCGCUCAGAGGAGAUUCGUUCCUCCUCAGCUGCCACUGCAGGGAUCGUUGUCACCGUUUUAUUUAUCGUUCUGUUGAUGGCAGCAUUGGGACUGUAUCACUUUGGCAAAGAUUACUGGAACAGAGAUCAGUCUCAGCCUGACGAAUAG